AUGAUUGGCGACAUAGACUUGACUGAAAAAGAUAGUUCAGACUUCAAUAUGUUUUUAUCUCAAGCUUUAUUUGCAAGCAAAACCAAAGAAUACCUUUAUGGCUUCUUUGGACAGCUUUUCAAGGCAAAAUACAGCCACAAAGUAAAAUUCCGAACACAGCUGUUUUAUGAAAUUCUUAUCAAUUUUAUCAUUAUUCUGCAGCUGUCUCCUUUAUGGUGAUCUCCAUCUAUGAAAGCUUCUGGAUGAAGCUCAUAUAUAGAUUUCUGGCAGGACAUUGCCUAUGUAAGCUAUGACGAAGUUUGCGCUUAUUACUCUAUUAUGAAUUUUUGCCUUUAUGGGACAAUUAUAUUAAUAGGAUCUUGCAUCGGGUCAUUUGCAAUAUUUGGAUUUUAUAUUUACUGAGGAAAAGAAAUCCCUAUGAUACUUUCCAUUUUGCCAAGAAAAAUAGCAAUGCUAAUUACUAAUGUUUUAGUUAUUCCAAGCACCAUGAUUUUUGCUAUGCUAAUAUUCUAGGCCCAAUUACUUUAGGCGCGAUUUUUUCAGAUAAAAAUUAAAAAUUUCCAAAAAAGAGGAAAAAUUAGGAAAUAUAAAGAUAAGGAUUUUCCAAAAUUAUAAUAAAAUAUUCAGUAGCUAAAUAUAGCAAAAUCCAAGAAUACGCUGGAGAUAUAAGCGCCAGCGUCUAUGAAUAUGGAUAUUUAGGCGUUUUUAUUGGCCUUUUUUUUCUUUCCUGUUUAAUUUUUGUUAUAGCUCAAGAACCCAUAUAGAUAGCCCUGACCUGCGCAAGUCUCUAAGAUGGUUCUCCAACUCUAGUUGACAACCAGUCAGGAAAUUCUUUAUAUUGGAUGUAUUUGCAAACUUGCCAAUUUAUUUGAAGCAACAAAUAGGGGAGUUGCAUAGCAUUCUCCUAGUUCAGGGCACUCUAUAUAAGUUUCUAGAUUAUACACUUUUUAGCGAGUCUUUUAGCUGCGAUAUGAAGCAUUCCCACUCAAAAAAGAAUAUAAAAGCUCGGUCUUGUGCAAGUUUUGACUUAUGGAGAAGAUGGUUUUAUAUGUCAAUGAGCAUCCUAUAUAAUUUUUAUCUUAAAUAAUACUUUGAAUUCUUUAUUAAGACUCUUUAUUAAUAUAAAAUAUUUCAAGUUUUUACUAUCCUUAUGUCAGUAUAUAUUAUUUUUGGGAAUUCUGAACACUCAUUGGCUUAUCAAAUCGUUAUAUUUUUAGAAGCAUUGUACUUUUUCUAUAUAUGCGUCCAAUCAGGGCAGUAUUUUAAUAUAAUAGAAAACUCUAUUCAGGCUUGCAAGCUUGCGAUAAUUGCUUCAAUCUUAUUAUUUUUCAUUUUUGCACAAAUUAUGGACAGUGCUCUGAUAAUAACGUAUUUUACACUGUUCAUAGAACCAAUUGUUAUAUAUUUGACUGCCAGAAUAAUAUUCAUAAUGGCUUAUAAUUGGCAUUUAAAGUAAUUUCUUAAAAUAAUUAUCUAAAAAAAAUUGCAAUUGACCUAAUUUUCUUUAUGUUAAUUGAUGGGGAAUAUUAUAUAAUAUCAUGGCUUAAUUUUGAUAUUAGUAUAUUAUAGAUAAUUUAUGACCCGAGCCUUAAUCUAUCUUAAUAAAAACAAAACUUCAAAAUAAUUUACUCUCCAAAAGCAUACACAAAAAAUAUCAAAAUAUGUCAAAUAAUAAAAAUCUUCCAAGAAAUCAGUAUGAAUUUGAAAGAAAAUAUCGCCACUUGCUGAUUGACAAGAGCAUUUGUGAAAAAUCAGAAGUUUUGCAUUUAUUUUUAAAAUUUUGAAGAGAAAGUCAGUUUACAAAAGACAAACUAUUUGUGAUAUGGGAAUUCAAUUUUUGCCUUGACAUUAUGAAUGACGAAAGACUAGCCAGAAUAAAACUCUCAAAAAUUGCCAAUGCCAAACCCUCAUUUGAAGGAGAUAUACAAGAAUGAAGGCUAUUUAAUUGGCUUGUAAGAAAAAAACACAUAUCAUUUCCUGAUACAAGUUAUUUGGAAUAUUUAAAAGAAUUCAGCAGAACCAGAAGCCAAGACGAAGAGCUCUGCAUGAUUUUGUCUGAGCUCCAGGCAGAAUUCUCAUUAAAAGUCCCUAGGAUCCAGAAAUUGGUAAAUUUGGCAAGGAGAUCGGCCCAGCAUAUUUUAUAUGUGUCAGAUGGGUAUAAAAAUUUGAUAGAAAAAUACAAAAAAUUGGAGUCUUAUGAAAUAUAUUCAAGCUAUCUCAGUGAUAUUUUGAGUGACCAAGAAGAAGCAAAAUUUAUUAUCAGAAAGAAAAACGGGAUUAAUUUUUUUAAUGUUCAUAGUGAAGAUAAAGGAUUGGAAAGCUAUGGCAAAGAUUUAGCAACUAUCCUAGUGUCUUGCUCAGAUGAGUCUUUUGGGAGUAUUGUAUAUAUCAAUGAAAAGGCUGCGCAGCUGCUUAAAGCGUCAAUAGGAAAUAUUAUGGGAUCUUCUAUUAUGAACUAUAUUCCUCAGCCAUAUGACAAAAUGCAUGAAAAUUUCAUGAGAAAUUUUAUUCUGUUUUUAAACUAAUUUACCAACGCAAAUUUUUUUUAAUUUUCUAUACAAAUUUUGAGCCAUAAUAACUUAAAAAUUACUAUAGCUUAGUAUAUACUUGAAUGUAGCUCAAUAGAACUGUCCUCUCACAGUAAACUAUUUUUCCAGAGCCACGCUGGAUUUAUAGUAGAAAGCAGUUUUUUAAUCAAAUUGACCGCUUUUCACAAUUGUUCGUAUUUCCUAAUAUCUUUCAAGCCUAGAACCAAUAUAAGAGAAAUAGCCUUGGUUUCUAACGAAGGCUAUAUAAUUGCGCAUAGUGAGAUGUUUUCGUUUUACCUAACAAAUGAAGUCAAAAUUAUAAAAAAUAAAAAUUUAUCAGAAGUUUUGCCUCUUGGCGAUAUAGAAAAAAUGAAGGAUUUUGAGCCAUGGCUGCUCCCAUAUAAAGACCGAGAAUUGAUUCUGCUUAAAAUCAAAAAAGCUAUAAAAAACUCAUCUCUUAAUAUCGGUUCCUUCACACGACGACUAUUUCAUAACGACUAUUUUUUUUUUGGCCUAUUUUUUUUUUGGCCUAUUCUUUUUUGGCCUAUUUUUUUUUGGCCUAUUUUUUUUUGGCCUAUUUUUUUUUGGCCUAUUUUUUUUGGCCUAUUUUUUUUUGGCCUAUUUUUUUUUGGCCUAUUUUUUUUGGCCUAUUUUUUUUGGCCUAUUUUUUUUUGGCCUAUUUUUUUUUUUGGCCCUAUUUUUUUUUGGCCUAUUUUUUUUGGCCUAUUUUUUUUGCCUAGCCUCAUUCAUGAAGCUGCUGAGAGGACUACAACCUGAUUAAAAAAAACAGAGACCUUUCCUUACGCGAUUAAUAUUGAGUAAAUUAAGUUAAAAACUCCUAAUUAAACCUAAAAUUCUCGAAAUUUUAAAAGCAAUGAAUUAGUAUUCAUGGAGUAAGAAAUCUGUUAAGGGUGCAUUUUUUGUUGGUUAAAUCGUUUAAAACACAUUAAAAAUUAGAUUUAAAACAAUUAGUAUGGAAUUAUGCCCAAAUAUUAGUAAAAAAUAGUUAAAAAAUUGUCAAAAAAAAGGCCAAAAAAAUAGGCCAAAAAAAAAUAGGCCAAAAAAAAAUAGGCCAAAAAAAAAUAGUCGUUAUGAAAUAAUCGUCGUGUGAAGAUACGCUUAAUAUCAUUAUCCUGAUCCACGAUGCAAAUGAAAUUAAAAAAUGGAAAGAAGGGGAACCUCACGAUAUUCUUACGCAUUUAAAAUCAUUUCAAAUGCUUGAAGACGAUGACGAAACUAAUAAACCAACGCUAAGCCCAAUAAAUCCAAAAGCUUUACGUGAAGUAUACUUUUUCAAUUAAUUUUUGCUAUAUAAAAUACUUUUUAUUAUUUACUGAAAAAUUCACAUAAAUUGCCAUAAAAUUCCAAACAAUUACCGAUUUUCCUAUUACCACAAAAGUCAUGGACAAGUCUGACACAGACAUUUUCUCCCCCUCACAUGGGGAUUUUCACGAAAAAACCUUCCAAUCAAGUGAAGCUUUUGAGAAAAAAUCAAAUUCAUCAAAAUAUUCCUCAUCAAAAAGCACAGGAAAUGAUUUAUUAAACCGCGCAAAUAUGCUCAUAUUUAACACCAAGCGAAAAAUAAGAGUAUUGCAGCUAGUUCUGUUUUUAGUCGUAAUAAAUAUUUAGAUGUCGUCAGUCAUAAUCACAGUUGCUGCAAUUCUUGUCUAUAUGGAAAACGACGUGUCUCAUACAAAUGCAUUAACUCCCCCCCCCCCCCCUCCGUGAGCGAACAAAACCAUUAGAAAAAUCGCCAUUUUUUGACCAAAAACCCACCCUCCGUGAGUGAACAAAAAUUUUUUUAAUAGAAAAAAUUUUAAUGGAAAAAAAAAUUUUGAUAUAUAAGUGAUAAUUAGUAUAAUGAAAUCUAGAGCUAAUUCUGUUUAAUUUUAAACAAAUUGCAUUUUAAAACAUAAAUUUUGCAAAUUAAAUUAAUAUUUGCUUUCCAAUUUUUGCAAAUUAGGAUUUUUUUAAAUUUCGAAAACAAUAUUUUUUAUAAAAUUUAUAUAUAAAUUGUUUUUAAAAAAAAAAAUUAACCCCCCUCCGUGAGCGAACAAAAAAAAUUUUGUUCGCUCACGGAGGGGGGGGGGGGGAGUAAGCUCUUUUAAGAAUUUUGGGCAGCUUGUAUAUGAUUUUGGGUAUUCUGCAGAUUUAUCAUUAACAUUGGACACAUUAAUUAAAAAUAAAAGUUCUGAAGAAAAUAUAAAUACUGCAAUAGAUAAUUUGCAAAAUCUUGUACAAGACUUAGAAAACCUACAAAAUUCCCUUUUUGACGAUUUUAAACGAUGGGAUUAUUGUAAAGUUCAUAAAAUUUCUGAUUCAUCAAUAAUCCCGAUUUGGAAUUUUGAUCAAAAACAGCCGGUAAUUGCUUAUCAAAAUUUAUAUGACGCUGUUACAGGCUUUAUUUCUAAUGUGAUCUAUAUUUAGGGAAAAAGCCUGAUUUCUUCUGUUAAUGAAAACUAUGAAAAUAACGCAAAAUUUUUAUUUAUUAAUGGAUUAGGAAAUAUGUUUUGGAGUUCAGCUUUUAUUAUGGAAGGAUUAGUGGAUUGUGAAGCUGAAAGAGUCAGGGAUUCUGGAAAUAAUAUUAAUAUUCUUUUAAUAUGUGGAUUUUUGACUUUAGGGAUGCUGGUUUUUGUAAUUAUAGGGUAUAUUAUUCUUGUGUCAAAAAAAUAUGACGAAUUUUGGAAUUUCAUUUUAAAUCAUGCCCAGUGGCAAAUGUUUAGGCUGAGAUGUAGAGCUAUAGAUAGAUUAGCUACCACACAUGGGGUAGAAAAUACUAUGGAGGCAGCUGUAGAUGAAAAAAGGAUAGCUGGAAUUACUCGAAAAAUAAAAAGCACUAUUUAUUUACAAUACACAUGAAAAGUGAUGCUGUUUUUUGGUAUUGCAGCUUCUUAUUAUUUAUUAAUUUUCAAUUACUUAUACCCCAAUCUUGAUACUGCUAUGACAAACCGCCCAGAAUUACUAACUCCCCUCCCUCCGUGAGUGAACAAAACCAUUAGAAAAAUCGCUAUUUUUUGCCCAAAAACCCACCCUUCGUAAGUGAACAAAAAUUUUUUUAAUAGAAAAAAUUUUUAUUGAAAAAAAUUUAGAUAUACAAAUGAUAAUUAGUAUAAUGAAAUCUAGAGCUAAUUCUGUUUUUAAUUUUAAACGAAUUGCUUUUUAUUUGCUUUCCAAUUUUUGCGAAUUAGGAUGUUUUUAAAUUUCGAAAAAAAAUAUUUUUUAUAAAAUUUAUAUAUAAAUUUUUUUUAAAAAAAACAAAAUUAACCCCCUCCGUGAGUGAACAAAAUUUUUUUGUUCACUCACGGAGGGGGGGGGAGAGUAAAUAAUUUCAUAGUAAGAAAAGCCCUUCUAUCAAGAUCAGCUGUUUUCUCUAAAGAAAUUUAUUAUGAAUAUACCUAUUUCCUUUCCCCAAAACUAUAUGGUUUCUCGAACUCGAAAAGUAUUGAAAAUUGAACUAUAAAUUUAUUAAAAGACAAAAAUAAUGAAAUUAAGGAUGGAAAAUAUUUUGAUUUAAUUUCUUCAGAAUUAAAGCAAAAAUUGUAUGAAAAAAAUAACUCGACUAUUGAAAUUUUAAGCGAAGGGACUCAAGCGGCGAUUGGUGUUAUAAUUGCAGAUAUUGAAAAUUAUGAAAAUUUAGGAGCUUUAGACAAUAACAAUAUUUUUGACUUUUCGAAAAAAGUUAAAGCAAUCCAGGAUCAAAUUUGAGAGGAGUUUCAUUUGGCUGAUAGAGACUCAAAAUAUAUUAUAAACAGUCAGCUUGCUACGAUUAUAAAUACAACAAUCAUUUAUUCUAUUGCUGUAUGUGCCUUGUUUUUCUUUUAUUAUUUUCCAUAUUUAAAUCUCCAAAUCAAGCAAUUACAGCUGUUUUCAGUUCUGCCAAGAAUUUUAACCUUACUCUCUCCCUUAAAUUGGAAUAAAAUAUUGGUAAAGUUUCGAUAAUUUAAGCUACUUUAUGUGGGAACGAAAUUGUUUUCAAUAGGAAAUUUUUAUAGAUGAAAAUAUUAAUUUUAUAAAAUUAGUUUCACCUAAUUUAAUAGAUAAAAUGUAAGUAGAUACUAUUUAACAGUUUUCACGCUGAAUAAUUAUUUUUUUUUAAUUAUUUCUUUUAUAGAAAUAAAUUGAAAUCCAAACUAUUCUGCUCAAUUUCUAUGUUUAUAGAGAAAAAAAUUAAAUAUUUUUUUUUUUUAAAAAACAAUUAUCUCCGUUAAAUUAUAAUAGGGAUUUUUUGUUUCAAUUAAAAAGGGAAGAGUUAGAGAUUGAUUAA
Molecule: messenger RNA, 6792 nt
Organism: Blepharisma stoltei
Lineage: Eukaryota; Ciliophora; Heterotrichea; Heterotrichida; Blepharismidae
Source: the annotation of a GenBank genome assembly